This is a messenger RNA of Staurois parvus, 364 nucleotides long. The record is from the annotation of a GenBank genome assembly. Lineage: Eukaryota; Metazoa; Chordata; Amphibia; Anura; Ranidae.
AUGCAGAGGGCGCCCGCAGAUGUUUCCAGGCGAUCUCCCACAGCCCGGAUGGCAGCAGGUGCGGAUGGGAGAGCCGAUGGGCGGCGCCGGAGCCCCGGCCCGCGCGGCCGCACCAGGCCCCCGCGGACGUCAGCCGCCACGAGGGGCGGAAAUAUCACCUGGGUUCCGACUCCCCGGGGACAGGGUACUACCCGGGUCCUCCGCGGCACUCCGUGACCCGCCGCCGCCCGGAUGGCAGCGGAUCUAAAAGCACGGCACCGGAGCUCCGGAUUAUGCGGCCGCUCCGGUCGCCAUCUUGGACACGCCCCACGUUUCUUGUAUUUUAUUGGUAAUUCAUCUUCUGCAACAAGGAAACAUUGGAAUA